AGCCGCCGAGCCCCUGGCCCGGGGUGCCUACACGUGGCGGGGCGUGUGUGAGUGUGUACGAGCGUGUGGAUGCGUGUGCGUGUGGAUGUGGCGCGCGUCCCAACCUGCCUGGGGCGGUGGUCCAUUGCGUGGCGGAGGCAGGGCGGGCCUCCUGCGGCCGCACCCGCAGCCCGGCCCGGGACUCGGGCCUCAGGCCCCCGGCUGGUGGACCGGUCGCUGCUUCCCAACGGAUUUUGAUCUUUGUUCUCCCAGGCCAGGUUCCCCUUCCUGGUCUCUCCUCUCCCGCUGGGCCGGUUUAUCAGGAGGAGAUUGUUUUCCAGGACCAGGAAUUGGACUUUUGAUGAUGUUUGACCCAGUGGCUGCAAUAGCAGGCAACGUGAUUUCAAAGCUGGGCUCAGCCUCUGUUUCUUCUCUCGUGUAAUCACAAAGCCCAUUUUGGACCAGGAAUUCCAACCAUGUCUGUGAUGGUGGUGAGAAAGAAGGUGACACGGAAAUGGGAGAAACUGCCGGGGAGGAAUACCUUUUGCUGUGAUGGCCGUGUCAUGAUGGCCCGACAAAAGGGCAUCUUCUACUUGACCCUUUUCCUCAUCCUGGGGACAUGUACACUCUUCUUCGCCUUUGAGUGCCGCUACCUGGCUGUUCAGCUGUCUCCUGCCAUCCCUGUGUUUGCUGCCAUGCUCUUCCUUUUCUCCAUGGCUACGCUGUUGAGGACCAGCUUCAGUGACCCUGGAGUGAUUCCUCGGGCACUACCAGAUGAAGCAGCUUUUAUAGAAAUGGAGAUAGAAGCUACCAAUGGUGCGGUGCCUCAGGGCCAGCGACCACCCCCUCGUAUCAAGAAUUUCCAGAUAAACAACCAGAUUGUGAAACUGAAAUACUGUUAUACAUGUAAGAUCUUCCGGCCUCCCCGGGCCUCCCAUUGCAGCAUCUGUGACAACUGUGUGGAGCGCUUCGACCAUCACUGCCCCUGGGUGGGGAAUUGUGUUGGAAAGAGGAACUACCGCUACUUCUACCUCUUCAUCCUCUCUCUUUCCCUCCUCACAAUCUAUGUCUUCGCCUUCAACAUCGUCUAUGUGGCCCUCAAAUCCUUGAAAAUUGGCUUCCUGGAGACAUUGAAAGAAACUCCUGGAACUGUUCUAGAAGUCCUCAUUUGCUUCUUCACUCUCUGGUCCGUCGUGGGACUGACUGGAUUUCACACUUUCCUUGUGGCUCUCAACCAGACAACCAAUGAAGACAUCAAAGGAUCAUGGACAGGGAAGAAUCGCGUCCAGAAUCCCUACAGCCAUGGCAACAUUGUGAAGAACUGCUGUGAAGUGCUGUGUGGCCCCUUGCCUCCCAGUGUGCUGGAUCGGAGGGGUAUUUUGCCAUUGGAGGAAAGUGGAAGUCGACCUCCUAGUACUCAAGAGACCAGUAGCAGCCUCUUGCCACAGAGCCCAGCCCCAACAGAACAUCUGAACUCAAAUGAGAUGCCGGAGGACACCAGCACUCCCGAAGAGAUGCCACCUCCAGAGCCCCCAGAGCCACCACAGGAGGAGACUGAAGCUGAGAAGUAGCCUAUCUAUGGAAGAGACUUUUGUUUGUGUUUAAUUAGGGCUAUGAGAGAUUUCAGGUGAGACGUAAACCUGAGACAGAGAGCAAGUAAGCUGUCCCUUUUACUGUUUUUUUCCCCCCUUCGGUCUUCAGUCACCCAGUUGCACACUGGCAUUUUCUUGCUGUAGGCUUUUUAAAACUUCUGGACUCAAGGCAGUAGCAGAAGAUGUCAGUCAUCUCUGGUAACUGGACAAGUGGGUCUCUUGGGCCCUGACACUUGUUUUCCAUGGCCUUGGCCACAGGGUCUCCUUGGACUCCCCUCUCUUCUUUCUAAAUCCUAGCUCUUCUGCUUGGGGUCAUUGGUCUCAUUCUGAGGUUAAAGGUUGAGACUGGCUCAAAUCCUCCCAAGCUGCUGCAUGUCUGGAGUCUAGAGGCAGUCACAGAGACCUCUAGCUAGGGGAUCCUAACUGGGUUCUUGGAGCCUUCAGAAUUGAAGAGGAUGGAGAGUGGGGUCAGAGGAUUCUCCUGGCUACCAAGUGCCAGCAUUGCCAGCUAAUCCUUUUAGGAAUGGGGCAGGUAACUUCCACUUGUAUUUAUUCGUGUAGCUUCUCCUUUGUCCCCACACCACUCCCUAACACCCAAGCCCACUUUUCCCAUUAGAUAUAUGUAAGUAGUUGUAGUAGAGAUAACAAUUUACAUUUCUCGUAGACUACCCAGAAACUUUUUAAUACCUGUGCCAUUCUCAAUAAGAAUUUAUGAGAUGCCAACAGCAUAGCCCCUCACACUCUCUGUCUCAUUCUCCCUUUUUCUCAUCAGCCCCUUUUAAUUUGUUUUCCUUUCUACUCUUGCUCUCAUUGGGAGCAAGAAUGGCAGUAAUAAAAGUCUGCACUUUGGUGGUUUCUUUUCCUCAGAGGAAGCCCAAGUGCUCACUUAAACACUACCCCCCUCAGACUCCCUGUGUGAGGCCUGCAGAGGCCCUGAAUGCACAAAUGGGGAAACCAAGGCACAGAGAGGCUCUCCUCUCCUCUCCCCUCCCCCGAUGUCCCCUCAGCAACAACAACAACAACAACAAAAACAGAAAAGAAAAGGCUAACCAAUACUUCCAUUAAGCCUUGGCCGAGUAAGCAAAAGCCCAGCACUGCUGCCCUUCCGGGUAACCCACUCCAAGGCCUCAGCCCACCUUGGGCUACGGUAACCACACCAGGGGCUUCCUCCAAGCCCCACUCUUCCAGCACUUCCACCGGCAGAGUCCCAGAGCCACUUCAUCCUGACUGGGGGUGGGCUGCGGCCCCCAGUCAGCUCUGCUCAGGACCUGCUCUAUUUCAGGGAAGAAGAUUUAUGUAUUAUAUGUGGCUAUAUUUCCUAGAGCACCUGUGUUUUCCUCUUUCUAAGCCAGGGUUCUGUCUGGAUGACUUAUGGGGGGAGUAUAAACCAGAACUUUUAAUCUAUUUGAAGGCAAUUAAACUGUAUCUAAUGCAAA
Molecule: messenger RNA, 3007 nt
Organism: Propithecus coquereli (Coquerel's sifaka)
Lineage: Eukaryota; Metazoa; Chordata; Mammalia; Primates; Indriidae
Gene: ZDHHC9
Product: zinc finger, DHHC-type containing 9
Exons: 10
Coding region: 456-1550 (364 amino acids)
Biological process (GO): peptidyl-L-cysteine S-palmitoylation; protein targeting to membrane
Cellular component (GO): Golgi apparatus; endoplasmic reticulum
Molecular function (GO): protein-cysteine S-palmitoyltransferase activity
Source: RefSeq, a predicted model, not a curated record